Drosophila montana is the source of this 1878-nucleotide messenger RNA. Its product is annotated as thiamine transporter 1. The coding region runs from base 505 to 1878 and encodes 457 amino acids. The record is from RefSeq and is a predicted model, not a curated record. Gene Ontology annotation, biological process: vitamin transport; transmembrane transport. The transcript is spliced from 6 exons. Lineage: Eukaryota; Metazoa; Arthropoda; Insecta; Diptera; Drosophilidae. Gene Ontology annotation, cellular component: plasma membrane. Gene Ontology annotation, molecular function: vitamin transmembrane transporter activity.
UCUUCGCCAUGAAAAACAAAUACAUUUUGUGUUGACAACAAUAAAUCAAAUAAAUUGAAGUGAAUUCGCGUUGUUGUUGCUAUUGUUGUUGUUGCAGGCGGCUUUUAAAUCAAUUAAAUCAACAGUAGAGUCGAUAACAAGCGUGCAAAGCAGAAAUGUUCACGAUCCCCAUGCCUUGUGUGAAAUUGAGCAAUCAGUGUGUUGGCAUUAAUGCCAGAUAAUGACAUCCAAGCAGCCACCCAAUAAACCAACCCAACGAUUAGAUUAAACGCCUGCUUUGUCUGCAGGUCCGUUUCCAAGAAGCGCACUUCGAGUUUCUAAAAUUAAACAAGUUGAAAAGCAUGCAAAAACAAAAACUGCAAGUCCGUAAACAAGCGUAGAGAACUGCUGAUGUAGUUCAUUAAAAUAUCAACCAUAUCUUCGCAUCAUACGUGUUACGACACGUGAAGUUUCAUAGCGUUGCGUUGCGUUGCGUUACGUUACGUUACGUGAAACGGUUACAAGAUGAAGGAAUGGCUAAAAAUCUCAUGCCUUCUGUGCGUAUUUGGCUUUGUACGCGAGAUCCGACCCUCUGAGCCCUAUGUCACGGAAUAUCUUCUGGGCCCAUGGCGCAACAUAACGGAACAACAGCUAACACAAGAUGUUUAUCCAGUGGGCACCUAUUCGCAUCUGGUUCAAUUGGUUUUUGUUUUUCUUAUUACGGAUUUUCUGCGAUAUAAACCUCUCAUAAUUACAAUUGGCGCCGCUGGCGUGAUCAUCUGGAGCAUGCUGAUUUGGACAACCAGUUUGCUGUCAUUGCAAAUAUUGGAAUUCUUCUAUGGCACUUACAUGGCCGCCGAGGUGGCCUACUAUACGUACAUCUAUGCCAAGGUGGACAAAAAGUAUUAUCCGCGCGUUACCUCUCACACACGUGCUGCCAUGUUUGCCGGCAAGCUAAUCUCGGGCAUUACAUCGCAGCUGAUGAUAAAUCUGGAGCUGAUGAACUACAAGCAGCUCAACUACAUAACGCUAGCCACACAAAUUCUGGCCAUGCUGUGGGCGUUCGGACUGCCCAAAGUGGACAAGAGCUUGUACUUCCAUCGCGAAGUAUAUCUAAGGGAGGCCACGCCUGAAGCUCCACAGACAAACCAGCUGCAACUGCAGCUGGAACCGCAGUCGGAAUCUGGCGAACCUGAUGUGGCCAGCCAACAGACCGCCGGACAGCAGGUCCAGUACAAUCCCAUGCGGCUGCUGUGGCAGCACUUUUACAAUGCCUACACAAGUCCGCGAGUGGUGCAAUGGAGCCUGUGGUAUGCCAUUGGCCUUGCUGGCUAUCUGCAGGUCACCUACUAUAUGCAGGUGCUGUGGAAGGUUAUCGAGCCCGAGCCACAGAUUGCAUGGAACGGUGCUGUCGACGCCGUGCUUACCGCCUUGGCGGCGCUAAGUGCUCUGGCCGCGGGAUAUCUGCACAGCGGUCGUUUAAGGCCGCGUACCAGUUUGCUUGUGUUAUCAGUGCUAUCAGCGCUGGAAGGUGGCAGCGUCUUGAUCUGCUGCUGGACCCAUGAUAUCUAUUGGUCCUAUGUGGGCUUUGUUAUCUUUGGCGCACUGUACGGCUUUACCAUUACUGUGGCCAGCGCUGAGGUGGCACGUAAUCUGCAGGAGGACAGCUUUGGCCUGGUCUUUGGCAUCAACACGCUGCUGGCUUUGGUCUUCCAGUCGUUGCUCACCAUUAUUGUCGUCUCCGAGACGGGCUUUGAGCUCGACGCUGUGGGCCAAUACACGGUCUAUGCUUUUUAUUUCAUAGCUGUCGCCAUCAUAUAUUUUAUAUCCGUCAUCGUAGAGCAUCUAUGGUAUCGCGGAGCGCAGCAAGUCCAGGAAAAAACCGAAAUUAUAGAUUAG